This is a messenger RNA of Cucurbita moschata (crookneck pumpkin), 2733 nucleotides long. RefSeq names its product geraniol 8-hydroxylase-like. Lineage: Eukaryota; Viridiplantae; Streptophyta; Magnoliopsida; Cucurbitales; Cucurbitaceae. The record is from RefSeq and is a predicted model, not a curated record. The transcript has 2 exons. Gene Ontology annotation, molecular function: iron ion binding; monooxygenase activity; heme binding. The coding region runs from base 1025 to 2560 and encodes 511 amino acids.
CCAUGUUGAUAGAACAGGCAUGAAUAAAAGGUUAAUAUCAUGAGCAUUAAGAUGGAGGGACCUAGUAGGGUACAAUUAUUGUCAUCCUAUUCCUCAAUAUGCUCAAAGUGGAAUAAAUUAGUAUCCACCCUCUCCAUGUCCAUGUUUACAAGUAUAUGACAUCAAAGGAUGAACCUAAAAACCAUUCUAUGGUGAUCUUAGUUAGUACAUGUGUAGUUGAUUUAAUUACGAAAACUCGUUUCUAUACAAAUAUACAAAUAUAUAUAUAUAUAUAUAUAGAUAUAGAUAUACAUAAAUUUGAACUCAAUUGAUAUAUAUCACAUAGUUGUCCUGCCAAUUUUGUAGGACUAGCCCAACCAAUUUUGUUACACCAAGUAAUAGUUGACAUGUUUAGUUACGAUCAUAGUUCAUCCGUACAUGAACAAGCUCAAGAAUGGGUUUUUGUAGUUUAGUCUUUUCGAUUUUCGUUACUCACGACCAACAUAUAGAUGGUUUGUUGCUCAUCAUUCACUAGCUCUCUUUUACUAACCCAACAUGUUUCGUUACACCAAAUAAUAGUUGACAUGUUUCGUCACGAUCAUAGUUCAUUCAUCCAUGAACAAGCUUAACAACAGGUUUUUGUAGUUUAAUUUGUCUAAUUUCUGUUACUCACAAGCAUCAUUUAGAUGGUUGGCUGCUCACAUUCACUAGCUCUCUUUUAUUGAUUUCAACAAGUUUUUUAGUUUAGUUUUUCUGAUUUCCUUUACUCACUAGUAACAUAUAGAUAUAGAUUGUUGGUCCUCUUUUAUUGAUUUCAAUAUUUUUUUUUAAUGUAGUUUAUUCAUUAUUCACGAGUCACGAACAAUUUAUUGUUGAUUGGCCAUCACUCACUAAAUCUCUUUUCUUGAUUUAAAACAUGUCGGUUCCGGUCGAACCAAUUUUAGCAUGUAAAUUUUGACAACCACAAAAACUAAAAGAAAAUAUCUUGGAUAAGACCUCACAACCACCUAUUCCAUUAAUUUUGUGUUAUAAAAAGGCAACCCAAAUGUCUAAGAGAGGGGGAGACAUAGUGAAAGAGAAAAUGGAGCUUACAAUAGGUAACAGUCUCUUUCUUCUCUUCCCCCUUCUACUAUUGUUCCAUUCACUUGCUAGAAAAAUCAACCCAAAGCGACUUCCUCCAGGGCCCAAAGGUUACUUUCUCAUAGGAAAUAUGAUGGAGAUUGGUCAUAACCCUCACCAAUCUCUAGCCAAACUUGCCGACUCCUAUGGCCCCAUCAUGACCCUAAAACUAGGCCAAAUGACCUCAAUAGUGAUAUCCUCCCCAUCCAUGGCCAAGCAAGUCCUCCAAUCUCAUGACCAAGUUUUGAGUGACCGAAUGUAUCCCGAUGCAACAACAAUUUAUGACCACCACAAGGUAGCAUUGCCCUGGCUUCCCGUGUGCGACCUGUGGAGAACCCUUCGAAAACUAUGCAACAAUCACAUGUUUUCCGAGAACACCCUCCACAUGAACUAUACAAUUCGUCUUAAGAAAAUCCAACGUCUUUUAGCUGAUGUUCAAGAAAGCGCUACAAAAGGUGAGGCUGUAGACAUUGAAAGAGUCGUGUUUGUGACCACUCUCGACAUGCUUUCCAACAUGAUUUUUUCGGUGGAUUUGAGUGAUGAAUACUCGAAUAUUUAUGAAAAGGGGCAAGAAUUUAAGGAGGCUGUUUGGGGUAUAAUGGAGGAGGCUGGAAGAUCAAAUGUUGGAGAUCUUUUUCCCAUGUUGAAGAAGAUGGACCUCCAAGGAUGCCGGAGGCGUAUGAUGGCUCACAUGAACAAGUUUUUAGAUAUCAUUGAUGACAUGAUUGGCAAGCGGAUGAAGGAGCCAAAUUUAGGGGAAGAAAAUGACAUGCUUCAUAACCUUCUCAACCUUGCAAAAGAGAGUGAAGAUGCCAAGUUCCACCUACAUUUGAUCAAACAUUUGAUAUUGGUCCUAUUUCCGGCGGGAACCGACACGACGACAUCGACGGUGGAAUGGGCAAUGGCAGAGCUAUUAAGAAAGCCAAAAGUACUAUCAAAAGCCAAAGCAGAGCUGAAAGAAGUGAUCGGAGAAGGCACGGCAGUCGACGAAUCCGACUGGGUAAGGCUACCAUUUCUUCAACAAAUCAUAAAAGAAACUCUCCGGCUUCACCCGCCGGCUCCUCUUCUACUGCCACACAAAGCAAGAGAAGACGCCGAGAUCGGAGGGUUCGUGGUUCCCAAAAAUGCUCGAGUUAUUGUGAAUGCUUGGAAGAUCGGGAGGGACAAAGGCGUUUGGGAAGACGCUGAUUCGUUUAAGCCAGAGAGGUUCUUGGGGUCGGACGUUGAUUAUAAAGGGAGACACUUUGAGCUGAUUCCAUUUGGGUCUGGACGGAGAAUCUGCCCUGGCUUGUCUUUGGCUACCAAAAUGGUUCAUUGGAUUCUUGCUUCUUUGAUUCACUCGUUUCAUUGGAGGCUUGAAGAUGGGAUCCAGCCUGAAACUAUGAAUAUGGAGGAGAAGACUGGCUUGACUUUGGCUAUGGCUCGUCCACUUAGAGCUAUCCCUUUCAAUGAAAGUUCUUAGUAUAAAUGUCUAUAUUGGACCUGUGCUGCCGGGAAAUGUGUGUACUCGGUAACUGUGUUCGGUAAUGGUAACUACUGUCUCGUAUAAUACUGUUUGUUUGGGAAAAUUCUAAUCAAAUUUAAACUUUCCAUCACAAUAAGAUUAGAAACGUCGUCUAUUCAUUCUCGUCCUUA